AGGGAAAAACAAGAAGCAAAGUUCGUUUCUUUUCUUUCAAAUAUAUUGGGUUAGAAGGAGUGAGUAUAAGAGCCAAAGGGAUUCUUCGUUUCUUUGAGUUUGUGUUCGUCUUUAUAGAGCGAUGGCUGAAUCGACUUGUCUUCUUCGAUCCUUCUCUAACCACACUGACAUUUCGCCUUGCAUGGCUAAACAGGUAGACCCCAUUCGUUUGCUUGGAGAAUCGAUCUCUUUUGGGAGAUAUAUGUCGGAGGGGCUAGAUUGGGAGAAAUGGUCAGUUUUCUCACACAAUCGCCAUGUAGAAGAAGCUGAGAAAUUCUCCAAACCAGGUUCUGUUGCUGAGAAGAAAGCAUACUUUGAGGCUCAUUACAAGAAGAAGGCAGCUCAGAAAGCAGCAGCCUUGGUCCAAGAAGCAGAUGGAUUGGCUAAUGAAACUUUUGAUUCUGAAACUCAGGAUGGGAACUGCAAUAGCUCAUCCGUUCAGAUGAACUCAAUAGAGAACAGUAACAUGACUGUCAUUGAGCAGAAUGAGAAAUGUGAUGUUAGUUAUGCUUAUACAAAUGAAGAUAAGCGUGAUAUACAGCAGAGUGAAGUAGAAAUUUCCAAAGUGGAAUUACCGAAGGAUAUGCCUCAACCUCUAGCUGAUACUCCUACAGUGAAAAAUUUUGUCAUAGUCGAUAAUUCCAACCAGUGUCAUAAUCUUGAGAAGGUUGCAGUCGCCAGAGUAGAAAAACUGUGUGAUCCGGGUAAUCCAGGGAAAGUUAAGGCAAGAGAAGUAAAGUCUUCUCCAAAAUCGUCAACCAAAGCUACAUUAUCCAAACCCUUGUAUUCUCCUGCAGAGAGGAAGGCUACAGGACAAGCCAGAAGUAGACUGAGCAGUGUCCCAAACAGCAAAGGAACUGUUAGAGGCUUGGCUGAAAAGAAGAGGCUCUCUACAUGGUCACUCCACACGUCAAUCAAUCUUCCUUCUUGUGCUGGUGAAACAAGCAAAACGGUCUCAGUGCUGCAACAGAACAGAAUAAAAAAGAUCAAUUUAAAUUCUCCUAAUGCUUCGAGAGAUCAACCAGUUUCAUCACGGACAUCUGUUAGGGCUAUUCGUGAUAUAUUCAAUCAAGCUUCAGAGUAUCCUCAGCCUGAGGGUACAAGGACUGAAAGACUACGUAAUAAGUCAGUGUGUAAAGGAGUGACUGCAAGUGCUGAACUGUCCUCCCCUUCUGCUAUAUGCUCAAAAUCACCAAGCACAAGGCGUCCACAAUCUUCGACCAUAGCAUCACCUUUUCGAUUCAGAAGUGAAGGAAGAGUAGCAAAACGCAAAGAGUUCUUUCAAAGGAUGGCUGAAAUCAAAUUGAAGGAGGUAGAAAGAAUGCAGCCUCAAAGGAAGUGCAAGGAGAAAACAGAGCUUGAUCACAAGAAGUUGCAGCAGUGCAGUGGCUUUAAACCCAAACAAAAGGAGGACAAGAAUGGUGAAUUACAUUUGCCAAGUAAUGAGAUGAAAAAGAGAUUGCUUUCACAGCCUCAGUCACCAAAACCUGGAAGCAAAGCAACUUCCAGUACAUGCCAUGCCAAAAACUCUCGAAACUCUUGGAAGCCUCUCACCGGUAUUAGUACUCCUAAACGUGUUACAGAAAAAAUGAACCAAACAAUGAGGGGAUCAGUCACUUCACUAUCGAAGAAGGUCAGACAAGAGAAUGCUUCUCCAAACAUUCAGCCUUGAUGGCAUUAAAAAAAAAAAAGGAAAGAAACUUUCUUAUACGAGCAUGUGUUUGGAGAUUACCAUGUCAAAGGUGAUGGGCACAAUCCUCUUUUGAUUAGCCUGAGUUCUUAAUGAUUAUAAUGGGCUUAUGAUUUGAUUCUGCAAGGAUGAUUAAAGGAGAUUUUGUGGUGGUAUGUUCCCAGUUCCACCAAUUUGAAGUAAGAUCUUUUAGUCCCUGUCCGUUGGUAUUUGGGAAGUUGUAUUCUUAUAGUUACCUAUAAGUUUUGAUGAGUUCUGACCUAGGAUCAUUCUGUAAUUGAAAGUGUAAAGGCGACAAGGCAUUUAGAUUUGCAUCCUCUCGUGUGAUGUAACAUAGUCAUAUGAAUAGAAAUAUAGACAGGUUUAUUAUCUAA
This is a messenger RNA of Neltuma alba, 2103 nucleotides long. RefSeq names its product protein WVD2-like 7. The transcript has 9 exons. The coding region runs from base 122 to 1711 and encodes 529 amino acids. NCBI's taxonomy places the organism in Eukaryota, Viridiplantae, Streptophyta, Magnoliopsida, Fabales, Fabaceae. The record is from RefSeq and is a predicted model, not a curated record.